AUGGACCCCAUAGCUUAUGCUAAGCUACUGAAGGAAUCUGGCAGCCAGGUUUUUAAGAAUGGGAACUUCUCUUUGGCAAUCAGAAAGUGUGAUGAAGCCACGCAGAUUCUCCUACAGUUACACCAGACUCCCCCUAGGGAGUUGGCUGUGCUGCUGUGCAACAAAUCCAAUGCAUUUUACAGUCUUGGGAAAUGGAAUGAGGCAUUUCUUGCUGCCAAGGAAUGUCUCCAGUGGGACCCAACCUAUGUGAAGGGAUACUACCGAGCUGGUUAUUCCUUACUGCGCUUGCUCCAGCCUUAUGAAGCUGCUCGUAUGUUUUUUGAGGGUCUACGACUUCUGCAGAACAGCCAAGACCAAGUACAGGUUCCUGAUUUCCUUGUUGGGAUCUUCACAACUAUGAGCAGUGACUCAAUUGUUUUGCAGAGUUUCUUGCCAUGCUUUGAUCAUAUUUUCACUACUGGAUUUUCAACAGAAGUGUGGCAAUCUGUGAUAGAGAAGUUGGCAAAGAAAGGAUUAUGGCAUUCAUUUCUACUGUUGUCAGCAAAAAAAGACCGACUGCCAAGCAGUAUCUAUGUCCCUGAGUUGUCACUGAAAACUCUGUUUGAGAAGUAUGUCUUCAUUGGGCUGUAUGACAAAAUGGAACAUGUGCCUGGCUUGGUCCAGUGGCUCAUCUCCAUUGGCGCAAGUGUUGAGACCAUAGGACCCAGCCCUCUGCACGCCCUCCUGCGGCUCUGCAUCCAAGCAAGGGAAACUGAACUUUUCAAGUGGCUAAUGGAACACAAGCCUGAGUGGAAAGACUGCAUCAACCACAAAGAUGAGGCUGGCAGCACUGUGCUGCACAUUGUCGCUGCUCACUCCCCAGGAUACUCCAUCAAGCGACAAACAGAGGAUGUACAGAUGCUACUGAGCUUUGGGGCAGACCCCACUCUGCUGGAUCGACACUCUCGGUCUGCUGUGGAUAUCCUGAAGAGGAAUAAGAACUUCAGAGCUAUUGAAAAAAUCAAUAGUCAUCUGGAAAAGCUAGCUGCAUCUUCUAAGAACCUAUCAGAAAUUCCUCGUGGCUUGGUCUGUGGCAUUAACCGAGACUGUGCCAGCACCUUCAUCAAGUUCUUACUGGAGAGACAGAAGUGGCCUGAGGUGCUUCUGCUGCUCACCCGCAAAGUCAAUGGGCAGCCACACCUCAGAAACUGCCUCAUCAAAAACUGCGACCUCUCAGACCUGGACAUCUGUACCGUCAUCCCACAUCUCAGCACUUGGGACCAGAGGAAGACCCAACUGCUGGGCCGCCUGAUUGAUAGUGGAGCACGGCCUGAGGGUCUCCAGGAGAGCCAGAAUAGACCACUUCUCAUGUGCCUGAGACACAAAGACUUUGAGUUGGCUUUUCUUCUCCUGACCAAGGGUGCAGACCCCCGUGGCGUUUCAUUCAUGCAAGGUGACACUCCUUUGCAUGCAGCACUCCACAUAUUUCUGGACAUCAAUGCUGACAUUGGCUUUAACUUCCUCAGCCACCUGUUGGCUUUAUUUUGGUCUGACCCUGCUGAAUUUUACUAUCUUAAUCCUAAUGUCCAAGACAGUAAUGGGAAUACACUGAUGCACCUCCUCUUCCAGAAGGGCAUGCUAAAGCGUACUAAGAAGCUGAUAGACCUGCUGGUGAAAUUUGACAUCAACUUCAACCUGAAGAACAAAGAGGGCAAAGAUGUGCGGCACCGGAUUAAGAAAAAUGAUGCUCUGCUUUUGGCCUGGAACAAAGCCCUGACAGAGAACAGGAGGAAGAACCGGCAAGACUCUGCUGCCCACCUGGGAAAGAUGUCAAAGUCUUCUGUCUCUGGUCAUACAUCUCAGCUCAAGUCCCAGGGUUCCUUCAAGACACUGCCGUGUGGUGACACUACCUGCCCCCUUUCCAAAGGGGACACAGACAUUCUCCCUGAUGCCCAUGUGACCAGGCAGGAGCCUGAAGCCAUCAGGACACGUUCACUGAGAGACCGCCUUGUACAGGACAUCAUAGUUCUGAUCCAGAAGGUUGAGUUGGAUAUGUCCCUCUCAGAGGUCUAUCCUCAGCGAGGUCUUCUCAAGGCAGCAGCUGGAACAGAAGGAAAGAAAGAUAAACUCCAGCCAAUCCAGAGUGUGGGGGACCCUGGCUGUAGGGGACGCAACUCUGCUACCCCAGAGACUGAGGAAGGGAAUGCUCAGGCAGGCUCUGGGGCCUCACAGCUUGUUCCUGCUGGUAACAGAGGGGGAGUGGGCAGUGAUAAUCAGGACAACUGGACCAUGCAGGAGAUUGAGGCCUGCCUCCAGGACUUUGAUAAUAUGACUUGGGAGAUUGAAUGCACUUCAGAGAUGUUGAAGAAGCUGUCUAGUAAGGUAAUGACCAAAGUCAUAAAGAAGAAAAUAAUCCUUGCCAUACAGCAGCUGGGGAAUGGUGAGUGGACCCAGGGCCUGCAGAAGCGGCUGAAGCACUCAAAAGGAAACAUCCAGCUCUUUGAAGCAAAGCUGGAUAAAGGUGCCAGGAUGCUGUGGGAGCUCGCCAUUGACUUCUCUGCUAGGUGCAGUGAGAACUCAGAGAAAAUAAUGGCUACCGAGCGGAAUGCAUACUCCCUGGAAAAAUCAGGGCGGGUCUACACGGAAAUUAUCCGCAUCUGGGACAUUGUCUUAGAUCACUGCAAGCUGUCAGAUUCCAUCAUGGCCAUCUGCAGUGCCUACACACGUGGCUUAUCCUGUGUCCUUCGCAAGAAGCUGAAGGGUAUCAACAAAGGCCAAGUAUCAGCUAACAUGAAAAUCCAAAAGCGAAUACCCCGCUGCUAUGUGGAAGACACAGAGGCUGAGAAGAGCAGAGAGCAGGUGGAUCCCGAGUACUUUCCUCCAGCCAGUGCUGUGGAGACAGAGUAUAACAUCAUGAAGUUCCACAGCUUCAGUACCAACAUGGCCUUGAACAUCCUCAAUGACAUGACAGCAACCGUGGAGUAUCCCUUUCGAGUGGGUGAGCUUGAGUAUGCAGUGAUCGACCUCAACCCCAGGCCACUGGAGCCCAUCAUUCUCAUUGGGCGGAGCGGCACUGGGAAGACAACCUGCUGCUUGUACAGGCUUUGGAAGAAAUUCCAUGUCUACUGGGAGAAAGCUGAGCAGGCAGGAAGCCCAUUGCUGUCCAAACAGAUCUUGCCAAAGCGAAGGUUAGAAGUAGUACCUGGAAAAGAAGGUCCAGGUAGGGAGGAAGAAGAAGAUGAGGAAGAGGAAGUUUACAUCAAAGUGGAAACAGUAGAUGGCAUAGAUGAGGAGCAAGAAAGUGAAGCCUGUGCAGGGGGAGCCAUGAUGGAGCCAGGGGACAGCCAAAUGGCAGAAGAACAUGUGCCAGAACACCCCCACCAGCUGGAGCAUCUGCACCAGAUCUUCGUGACCAAGAACCAUGUCCUAUGCCAGGAGGUGCAAAGGAAUUUUAUUGAGCUCUCCAAGUCUACAAAGGCCACAAGUCACUACAAACCACUUGAUCCUAGUGUCCAUAAACUCCAGGACCUGAGGGAUGAGAACUUUCCUCUGUUUGUCACUUCCAAACAGCUGCUUCUCCUGCUUGAUGCCUCUCUACCAAAACCAUUUUUUCUGAGAAAUGAAGAUGGGAGCUUGAAAAGAACCAUUGUAGGAUGGUCCACACAGGAAGAGUUUACCAUCCCCAACUGCGAAGAAGAUGAGGAAGAGAUUGAGGCAGACGGGAACUAUAUCGAGGAGGAUAAGGCUGAAGAAACACAUGCAGGUGACAACGACCCCCGGAUAUAUGUGACAUUUGAGGUGUUCACCAAUGAGAUAUGGCCCAAAAUGAUAAAAGGGAAAACUUCCUAUAACCCAGCAUUGAUUUGGAAAGAAAUAAAAUCUUUUCUGAAGGGUUCUUUUGAGGCUCUUAGUUGUCCCCAUGGGAGACUCACUGAGGAAGCCUAUAAGAAAUUAGGGAGAAAGCGAUCCCCCAAUUUCAAGGAAGACAGGAGCGAGAUCUACAGCCUGUUCUGUCUGUAUCAGCAGAUCAGGUCCCAGAAAGGCUAUUUUGAUGAAGAGGAUGUUCUAUACAACCUGUCUUGGAGGCUGUCGAAGCUCAGGGUACUCCCCUGGUCCAUCCAUGAGCUCUAUGGUGAUGAGAUUCAGGACUUCACUCAAGCUGAGUUGGCACUGCUGAUGAAGUGCAUCAAUGAUCCCAAUGCCAUGUUCCUCACUGGAGAUACAGCUCAAAGCAUCAUGAAGGGUGUGGCCUUCCGCUUCAGCGAUCUGCUCUCUCUGUUCCACUAUGCCAGCAGAAAUACAGUAGACAAACAAUGUGCUGUCCGGAAGCCCAAGAAGAUCCACCAGCUGUACCAGAACUACAGAUCUCACUCAGGAAUCCUCAAUCUUGCAUCUGGAGUGGUGGACUUACUUCAGUUCUAUUUCCCAGAAUCCUUUGAUCGCCUUCCAAGAGAUUCUGGUCUUUUUGAUGGUCCCAAGCCAACUCUCUUGGACUCUUGCAGUGUAAGCGACUUGGCAAUUUUGCUGCGAGGGAACAAAAGGAAAACCCAGCCCAUCGAAUUCGGUGCCCACCAGGUGAUUCUUGUUGCCAAUGAAAUGGCAAAAGAGAAAAUUCCGGAAGAGUUGGGGUUAGCACUUGUGCUAACAGUUUACGAGGCAAAAGGAUUGGAAUUUGAUGAUGUCCUCCUUUACAACUUUUUUACCGAUUCUGAGGCUUACAAGGAAUGGAAGAUUAUUUCCUCAUUCAUACCUUCAUCUGACUCCAGAGAGGAAAACUGGCCACUGAUUGAAGUACCCUUGAAGAAACCCAGCUCUUCUCAGGCUCGGUCCCUUAUGGUGAACCCAGAAAUGUACAAGCUCCUCAAUGGAGAGCUGAAACAGCUGUACACUGCCAUCACACGAGCUCGGGUCAACCUCUGGAUCUUUGAUGAAAACUUAGAGAAACGGGCUCCUGCUUUCAAAUAUUUCAUUAGGAGAAAUUUUGUCCAAGUUGUGAAGACAGAUGAAAAUAAAGACUUUGAUGAUAGCAUGUUUGUUAAGACCUCAACUCCUGAAGAGUGGAUCACACAAGGAGACUACUAUGCCAAGCACCAGUGCUGGAAGGUUGCAGCUAAGUGUUACCAGAAAGGAGGUGCAUUUGAGAAGGAGAAGUUGGCCCUGGCUCACAAUACUGCCCUGAACAUGAAAUCCAAGAAAGUCAGCCCUAAGGAGAAGCAAUUGCAGUAUUUGGAGCUAGCUAAGACUUACUUGGAAUGCAGUGAGCCAAAGCUGUCCCUUAAGUGUCUGAGCUAUGCUAAGGAGUUCCGGCUCUCUGCCCAGUUGUGUGAGAGGUUGGGAAAGAUAAGAGAUGCUGCCCAUUUCUAUAAGCGAAGCCAGUGCUACAAAGAUGCUUUCAGAUGCUUUGAGCAGAUUCAGGAAUUUGACCUUGCACUCAGAAUGUACUGCCAAGAGGAGCUUUUUGAGGAAGCUGCCAUUGCAGUGGAAAAAUAUGAGGAAAUGCUAAAGACCAAGACCUUUCCCGUUUCCAAGCUGUCCUAUUCUGCCAGUCAAUUUUACUUGGAAGCUGCUGCAAAGUAUCUGAGUGCAAAUAAGACUAAGGAAAUGAUGGCUGUCCUUUCCAAGCUCGAUGUAGAGGACCAGCUGGUGUUCCUGAAGUCUCGGAAAUGCCUAGCAGAAGCAGCAGACCUGCUGAACAGGGAAGGUCGGAGAGAAGAGGCUGCCCUGUUGAUGAAGCAACAUGGCUGCCUCCUGGAGGCUGCCAGGCUCACUGCCGACAAGGACUUCCAGGCCUCGUGUCUGCUGGGAGUUGCCCGCCUCAAUGUGGCCAGAGAUUCUGACAUAGAACAUACAAAGACUAUUCUAAGAGAAGCACUUGAUCUCUGCUAUCAAACUAGCCAGCUGUCUGGCAUCGCAGAGGCCCAGUUCCUGCAAGGGAUCAUCCUGCGAGACUUUCAGAAGCUCAGAGAUGCCUUCAUCAAAUUUGACAUGCUCAACCACUCGGCUGGGGUUGUGGAAGCUCUCUAUGAAGCAGCCAGCCAGUGUGAGGCUGAGCCUCAGAAGGUUCUGGCCCUGGCUCCAGGGGGCUUGGAAGUCCUUCUCAAUUUGGUCAGAGCCCUCAAAAAAGUGACUAACAAUGCUGAAAAAGAAAUGGUCAAAUCUUGCUUUGAGUUUUUUGGAAUUUCCCAGGUAGAUGCCAAGUAUUGUCAGAUAGCCCAGAAUGACCCUGGGCCCAUAUUGAGAAGAGUUUUUGAGUUGAAUUUGACCUUGAGUGAGAAGAAAACGAAAGAUCACUUCUUGAUCACAACUGAACAGGUGAAACUGGCUCUGAACAAGCACCUUUUGAGCAGACUGUGUCAGAUCACACAGAGCCUUCUUGCAAAGACCUACCCGGCAGUCUGCACAAGAUUUACUGUGGGCUUAAAAUGCGAGGAUGAGCGGUGUGAAGAUUUCCACAGACCCCUGAGGCGCUGUGAGGCCAAGUGCAUGGUUCAGUCAAAAAUGCACCUGGUGGCAAUCAAUGGGUUGCUUCUGGAAGCCAAAAAAGUAUUCCCUAAAAUCUUAGCUGAAGAACUUGAGGAAAUUGAUGGUAUUUUGUCUACAGAUAUGUAUAGCCUUUGUAAAUCCUUCCUGAAUGUCCUCUUCCCUAGGCAUUUCCAUCAGAGAGUACUGUCAGAAAACCCCAUGGCUUGCAAAGAAAUUCUCAAGACAAAUUACAAGUCCUUCCGAUCCUACCGGUUUGCCUUGAAAGAGUACAUCUAUAACCUGUUCCAAAACGAAAGUGCACACAGCCGCCGGGAAUCCACAGACCUGUGGUUGAGGGCCAUGCAGACUUUCCUUCUCUCAUCCAGCUACCCGGAGGAGUUUGAAAAGCUGCUCCACCAGGAGGAGGACAGUUACAAUCGGGAGCUGAAAGCCCUGGAGUCUGACAAAGAGGAAAGGAGCAGGGGGAGAGGCAGCAAAAUGAAAGGAAUAGAAGGGAAAUUUGGCAUGCUAGUGCCCAACAAGGAAGAUGAAAGUACAGAAAAGUCUCAUUUGUGCUUCAUUCGGCUGCUGGAGAGUUCCAUGGACCAGCUCUAUGUGCAUAGAAACCCUGAAGACUACAAGAGGCUCUUCUAUCGCUUCAUGAAUGUCCUCAUCAAGCGAUGCAAAGAACCACUCAUCCCCAGCAUUAUCAACACAGUGCUGCUACUGGAACUCCAGUUUGUCCACUGUGGAGUGGUGCUGACCCGCCUCUGGAAGAACGCCGUCCUGUGCCUCCCUAAGAGCUACAUUGCGCUCUUGCACUACUGGGAGUUCCUGUCCAGCAAGAAGGACAGGGAGCUCAGCGAUGUGUUCUCCAUUAUUCAAGAGUACAAGCCGAAGGAUGUGGCCAGAGCCAUUCGGGACUUCAGGUUCCACCUCUCCUACCUCGUCAAGGUGCUGUGUGGUUACGAGAAUAUGAACUUCAAUGUCCUGCUCGAUGCCUUCAGUGAAAUAGACUAUGUGAUUUCAGGCGAGGCUGAGCGGACACUGGUGCUGUGUUUGGUGAUGCUGGUGAACGCUGAGGAAGUCCUGCAGCCCUUUUGUAAGACACUUCUGUAUCGCCACUUCCAGGAGAUCCAGACAAGGCUGGAGCUGAUGAGCAUGGACUGGCCAGACCAGGUUCCCCAGAGGCUGCGGAAGGUGGUGCAGCGGGUGUUGGUGGCGGGCAGCGUGAAGUCUGUGGCUGAGGCACUGCAGGAUCUGCUCUUCGAGCGGGAUGAAGAAUAUCUGGUGGACUGCCACUGGCGGUGGGACAGUGUGCACACCAAAGGCACCACUGUGCGUGGCCUCUGUCAUGAGGAGGUCAGACUGAACCGCCUGCUCUGUGUGGGCCCUGUGGACCACUUUGCUGAACCAGAGUGGGACUUAGGUGAAGACGAGAUGGAAGAGUUGGAUGAGGUGGCAUUGGAGGAACGAGAUCACUUUCUGGCCGCCAUCCUUUCCCAGAAGCAGCGCAAGGCCUCCGUCCAGCGCAAACUACGCAGAGCCUGCCUGGUGGUGUCUCUGUGCAUCACCUGGAGGAGAUGGAUCCAGGCAGAACAUGUCAGGGAAGAGGCCAGGGAGCCCAGGGCUGGGAACUUCAAAAGGGCUGAUGUAGACAGGACGCAGUGCGACCUGUGUGGUGUAAAGUUCAGCCGCAGCCCCGAGGGCUACUUUAAUCCUGGCAAAGUGUUUGAGGGAGCAGCCUCAGAGGCUGUGGUCCUUUCCAGGGCUGAGCUGGAGCGGAGGGAAUGCCGCGAAAGAAGCAGCGAGUCCUAUGAGCAGCACAUUCGCCUGGAAAGCCACCAGAGGCAGCAAGCAGCCUAUCAGAAAUACCUGGAAUUUUUCCAUGAGAAGGUGGACCCAGCCAUCGAUGAAGGCAAAGUGGUGGUACAGGACAUUGAGCAGAGCAUAUGGAUCCGCAGUCACCUGGGCUCCAAGGAACAGAGCCACAUGCUGCAGAGGAAGGUGCAGGAGCGCAUCAGGAGGGUUUCGGAUUUGGUGGAGGAGCUGUACAGGAGGAAGGCCUGGGCUGAAGAGGAGGUGAUGACUCGGCAGGUCAAAAUUCUGACCCUGUCAGUUAAGGAUGCACAGGAUUGGCUGAUGAAGACUGAAUUCCGCUUGAAAGAGGAAGGUAUUGUUCAAGAAGAUGAUUAUGAAAAUGAUGUUGAAGACUUUGGCGAGCUCCGUCCUAGAAGGCGGUCCCGGAAAUGCGGGAAACAGCGAAAAUACUAACAUUUCACACAGCUAUUGCCUCUUAAACCUUCAGAACAUUCCAUCUUGUCUUAGAAUUCUGGAUGCUGGGGCAGACUAGAAAAAAGAAUGUGAAUUAGUCUUAAAAAGGAAUAGGUCACCUUUGCUUUUCUUUCUUGUAUUCCUCAUUUAGUGGUGGCUUAGGGCCUGGUUGUUCCCUCAGCUACAGGGACCUUCUGUUUUCCAAGUUGAAAGCAUUGCUUUCCCCCAAACAUGUCCAGUUUAAAGGAGUGGUAGUUGAAAGGAACACUGAGAUUCUUCUGGCCAAAGCCUCAGACUCUCAGGCUCAUCGGGGCAUGAGUCAGUAGCAGAAGACUUAGCAUUUAGACUGGCAUGCCUCAUUUCAGAGUGCCCCUUUUCUGGGCCAGGAAAUCCCUCUGCAAAUCCCUCAUCUCUUGCCACACUGCUGUAACAGAGAGCAGAACCAAGGCAUGUGUGCCCAGGGUUCAUUUGGGCCUCACCAUCAGCCAACCCUGAGCCCAGGCUACUUGAUGAUUGUCUAUGAGCUGGCUUCUGUGAUAUAUGUUAGCCUUUAUCUCUCUGGCAACUUUUCUACCCUCCCUCUACUUUUUGUAAUCAUUCUCAGCUCCCUGUGCAAGUCACGUUAGACUACCUCAGAAUGUAGUCAAGCAUUCCCCCAGCAUCCCUUGGACAUCCUUUCCAUAUGUGGGAAUGUUUGAGGGUGUUCCAGUCUGCCUCUCCAAGGUAGUCCUACCUUUGCCUUGGCUGUUUUGUAAAUGACCUGAGAAGUGCUUUGUGAAUAGCCCAUAUAGUGAUGUUUCUUGGUUCUCCCUGGCAUAGUUGACACCCAUGCUUGGGUUAACAUCUUGAGUUUCUACCCACUGAGCAUUCUAGGUGGGAAACGAUGGACAGAGGAAGAAGGCAGCCUUCCAACCUGGUUCUUUGGGAUUUGACUGGAUCACUGCCAUGUGGCCGGUAGGCCCUGCCAAAGGGCGUUGCAUGUGGUCUGCCUGUGGGAGGCCUGUGUUCCCCUCCACCCACUGCCAGCAGCCAUCAGUCUGGUCUCAUUUGGGAAGCCUUCGUGCCUCUGAUGGUCACUGCCUACCCUUUUCCCCCAGCCCAGGUUCACACUGGCCUGAGGGCUUUGUCCCCACUACACAGAAUCAGCUUUUCCUCCAUGUUGCUGCUGCUUCUGCUGCUCACUGUUUGCCCUCCAUUGUCUUUCUAAAGACCAGUAUCCUUGAAAUCUUUGUGUUUAUAAUUUUUAUUAAGUUGUGUUUCUCAUUUUUAUUCCAGAUUUUUUUAUAAACUUGCCAGAAAAACCUAAUCAAAUAUUGCUGUAUUACCACAUUUUUAUAAAGUUAUAGCAUCUCUUA
Molecule: messenger RNA, 10070 nt
Organism: Nannospalax galili (Upper Galilee mountains blind mole rat)
Lineage: Eukaryota; Metazoa; Chordata; Mammalia; Rodentia; Spalacidae
Gene: Trank1
Product: tetratricopeptide repeat and ankyrin repeat containing 1
Exons: 22
Coding region: 1-8715 (2904 amino acids)
Molecular function (GO): protein binding
Source: RefSeq, a predicted model, not a curated record